AUGGAGAUAUGGUUAAAUCAAUCAUCUGCAGAUGGCUUCAUCCUCUUGGGCAUCUUUUCCCACAGCCCAGCUGACCUUGUCCUCUUCUCUGUGGUGUUGGUGGUGUUCACAGUGGCCCUCUGUGGGAAUGUCCUCCUCAUCUUCCUCAUCUCCGUAGAUCCCCAACUUCAUACACCCAUGUACUUCUUCCUCAGUCAGCUCUCCCUCAUGGACCUCAUGUUGGUCUGUAACACUGUGCCAAAGAUGGCAGUCAACUUCCUGUCUGGCAGGAAGUCCAUCUCUUUUGUGGGUUGUGGCCUACAAAUUGGCUUUUUUGCGUCUCUUGUGGGAUCUGAGGGGCUCUUGCUGGGACUCAUGGCUUAUGACCGCUAUGUGGCCAUUAGCCACCCACUUCACUAUCCCAUCCUCAUGAGUCAGAGAGUCUGUUUCCAGAUUAUUGGGGGUUCCUGGGCCUUUGGGAUAAUAGAUGGUUUGAUCCAGAUGGUGAUAGUAAUGGCCUUCCCCUACUGUGGCUUGAGGGAAGUGAACCACUUUUUUUGUGAGAUGUUAUCCUUGUUGAGGCUGGCCUGUGCAGACACAUCCCUUUUUGAGAACGUGAUAUUUGCUUGCUGUGUCUUCAUGUUGUUCCUUCCCUUCUCCAUCAUCGUAGCCUCCUAUUCUUGCAUCCUGAGGGCCGUUCUCCCUAUGCGCUCUGCUCAGGCUGGUAAAAAGGCUCUGGCCACCUGUUCCUCCCACCUGACAGCUGUCUCCCUCUUCUAUGGGGCAGGCAUGUUCAUCUACCUUAGGCCUAGUCGCUACCGGGCCCCAAGCCAUGACAAGGUGGCCUCCAUCUUCUACACAGUCCUUACCCCUAUGCUCAACCCCCUCAUUUAUAGCUUGAGGAACCGGGAGGUGAUGGGAGCCCUGAGGAAGAUGCUGGACCAUUUCAGGAUUGGCAGCCAACACUGA
Rhinolophus ferrumequinum (greater horseshoe bat) is the source of this 948-nucleotide messenger RNA. RefSeq names its product olfactory receptor 2V2-like. NCBI's taxonomy places the organism in Eukaryota, Metazoa, Chordata, Mammalia, Chiroptera, Rhinolophidae. The transcript has a single exon. Gene Ontology annotation, cellular component: membrane. Bases 1 to 948 code for a protein of 315 amino acids. Gene Ontology annotation, molecular function: olfactory receptor activity; G protein-coupled receptor activity. Gene Ontology annotation, biological process: G protein-coupled receptor signaling pathway. The record is from RefSeq and is a predicted model, not a curated record.